UCUAAACCGAGGAAGAAGUUACAUUAAAAAAAAAAACGAGGGUAGCAGAGUCCGGACUCAGACUAUCGACUGCACCGAUUUACCUCCCAACGACUCUAUUCGUUUCUCCCAAAUUGAUAUCCAAAAAAUUGGAUUUCAAAAUGGCUAAUUGUAAUAGUAAUAAUAAGAAGAAGAACAAGCCUCUCAGAUUUUCUUCUCUGUUGGUUUUGAUAAUUUCAAUUCUAUUAUUAUCUUCUUCUACAGCCUUUGCCAAAUCUCGUCGCCCUAUCUCAGACGCUGAGACGAGGCAAAAGAAGAACGAGUGCUAUGCUGAUAUUGAGAGCGGAAUGUGGGGUUGGCAAUGCAAGUCUUCAGUGGUUGAUAAGGAGAAUUGUGCUUUGAAAUGCCUUUCUCCAUCUUGUUAUGAGCUCGUCUACGGCAGCGAUCCGCUUGAGGAAGGAGAGAAAGAUCUCAUUAGGAGCCAAGAAUUCAAGUACUGUAUGCACAAGCUAUCAAUGGGAGAGAGUCUUGAGGGCAUCAAGGGUUCCUUUGACUAUUAAAGUUGCGUUAAUCGGCAGCAUUCUGACAUGGUGCAUAUUCUCUGCCCUGCCCCUACCCCUACCAUUGCUCCCCCCUCCCUUAAAAUGAUCCCCAAGAAAAAGAAAAAGAAAAAUUGUAGCUAAGGGCCCAUUUGGUACAUGUAUUUAAAAACUAAAAAUUGUUGUUUGAAAACAUUUGUGAAAAUACGUGUGAGUGAAAAAGUAUGUGGAAAUACGUGUAAUGUUGUUUAAAAACUGAAAAUUGUUCUUUGAAAACACAAAUCAAACACCCCCUAAAUAUUUAAGCAUUUAAGUUUAUUUUGGUUGCUCUA
This is a messenger RNA of Quercus robur (English oak), 850 nucleotides long. RefSeq lists its product as uncharacterized. The record is from RefSeq and is a predicted model, not a curated record. The transcript has 5 exons. The coding region runs from base 141 to 539 and encodes 132 amino acids. NCBI's taxonomy places the organism in Eukaryota, Viridiplantae, Streptophyta, Magnoliopsida, Fagales, Fagaceae.